CCUCGGACGCUCAGAGCUAUGGCCUUACCCCUACUACCAGGCUACAGCUUCAACCGCAAUGCAGGAAAGGAGAAGUUCCACAAAUCUCAACACUGGGGCUUUUGUAACAAUGUUAUGAUGUUAGUAAGUGAUGAGAAACCUGGAAUAGGUGGAGAACCGCUGAUUGGGCAAAAGCCGAAGCCUAAAUACAGUAUCUAUCCUACAGGAAUGGAAUCAGAUGUACCAUCAUGGGUAGCUUUUGACAAACAGGUAUUAUCUUUUGAUGCAUAUGUGGAAGAUGAAGUGCCUCAAAAAACUGAAGAGGACUAUAGAAUAAGACGGUAUAAAAUCUACUUCUACCUUGAAGAUGACACAAUUCAAGUGAAUGAACCAGUGUUGAAAAACAGUGGAUUGCCUCACGGGACUUCUAUCCGGCGUCAUAGGAUUUGUCUCCCACCUCCUGAUGAUGAUCAGUUUUAUACUGUGUAUCAUUUCAAUAUCAACACAGAUGUCGUGUUUUAUGGCCGCACAUUCAAGAUUUAUGACUGUGAUACAUUCACAAAAAACUUUUUGAAGAAAAUAGGUGUGAGAUUAAACUCACCCAUAAAGUGCCCAGAAGAUCCUUAUAUGAAAAAACGGAAAGUGAUAGAACACGUAGAGCCCUUACGUCCCUAUGAGUACUCAAACACCCUGAGACAGUACCUUGAGCACGAUAAGCAUGUUUUGCGUUUCUUCUGUGUGUGGGAUGACACAACCUCAUUGUUUGGGGACCGGAGAGAACUCAUCCUGCAUUAUUUUUUGUCUGAUGAUACCAUUGAAAUAAAGCAAUUGUUGCCACGCAACUCAGGCCGGGAUGUUUCAUCGUUAUUUCUCCAUAGGACAAAGCUACCCAAGUGCGGCCCACCUGGAAUCUACCAACCAGGCCAGUUAACAAAUCAGGUGGUUCUCAAUUUGUAUGGGGGCUUACCAUCGACUCGAGUGGAAGGUUACAUAUUGGAUAAACACAAGCUAGGUAAAUUAGACCAGAAUUUUUACAAAGAUAGUGACCUCGCCAUAGGAAACAUCAUCAAUGUAUGGGGAAGAAAAGUGCUCCUUUGUGAUUGUGAUGAAUAUACGAAGUAUUAUUAUAAGACUAAGUAUGGAACUGAGGACUUUACCCCAGUUCCAUGCAGGCCUCCACCUCCUCCAAAAAUAGAAAGGAAAUUUCCACCUUAUAAUGGCUUUGGAUCUGAAGAGGAUUCUCUCCGCUCUUGCAUCGGGCUCAUGGCCACACCUCAUCGGAAGAACUUCAAGAAAUUUGUGGAAAAAGACAGCUAUGGCAACAUAAGCAAUACAUUUCGAUUCUUUGCCAAACUAAUCACACACAAUUGUGCUGACCUCGAUAGGAUGUUCGUGAUUUCAUAUUUUCUCUGUGAUGAUACAAUGUCAGUGUUUGAACUUUCUGAAAGGAAUGCAGGGUUUCUUGGUGGGAAAUUCUUAAAAAGACUUCGCGUCAAGAAGCCUGGACAAGAAAUUUUUAAAAGUGAGCUAUCAAAGUAUAUACAGCCGGAGGAACUAUAUGUUGGUGCCAGAGUGAAUGUGAAUGGCUACCUAUUCCAUUUGCUCAAUGCUGAUGAAUACACCUUAAACUACAUGGAGAGUCAUCCAAAUAAGUUUCCAUAUAGCAACUUUGACCUUGCCAUCGAAAAGCUUAAGAAUGAAAAAGAAAAAUCCAGAGAGGUCAUGCAGGUGCUUAGCUCUGUCGACCCUAAGAACACAGAAAUGGUGGAUUAUUGUACAUUCAGAGACCUAUUAAAGGAUGUAUCUGCUGGGCAGCUCACAGACCAUGAGAUUAUAACAAUUGCUCGUCGUUACCGGGCAUCGGUGGAUAAGGAACCGCCUGUGGAUGUCUUCAUUUCAAUGGCCCACGAACAGCUCAAGAAGAAUCAUUUUGAGAAUUUUGAAAAAUUACUCUGUAUGUGUGUGUACCAAGAUCGACAAAAAAAAAAAGUAUUACCCAGCAAAGAGAUCAGAAAGCUAUGCAAGGCCUCCAGGCUACCUGUGACAGAAGAUCUUCUUAUGCCCAUACUAUCCAGGUUUGAAGAUAGUGAAAAACAAAUAGAUUAUGAAUCAUUUUUCUCUGCUCUGAACUGGAGAGAAAAUCCAAUGGUUGGAUGGAACACAGUGUUGUGCAACAUAGAGAAAACGGAAUAUGCUUGGAUGGGGUCACCGUCACCAGUUCCUGUGAGAUACAUUAACUACAAACCCCUUUUAAAGGAUGUGUUUGGCUUGGAGGAUGAUUAACCGUGUAACUUUUGGUCAACUUUCUUUGAUUUACUACUCUAAUUUUGCCAAGUUUAUUUUUGUAGAUACAAUUUCAUUAAAAGCCAAAAGGAAACAAGAUUCAUACUGAAUUGAAAUCCAUAAGCCACAAUUAAUCUUCUUUUUUGUCACUUUAGAUUUUCAAAACAUCAUUUUAUAUGCUGAU
Echinops telfairi (small Madagascar hedgehog) is the source of this 2446-nucleotide messenger RNA. RefSeq names its product EF-hand domain containing 2 (gene EFHC2). The transcript is spliced from 15 exons. Bases 19 to 2262 code for a protein of 747 amino acids. Lineage: Eukaryota; Metazoa; Chordata; Mammalia; Afrosoricida; Tenrecidae. Gene Ontology annotation, cellular component: microtubule. The record is from RefSeq and is a predicted model, not a curated record. Gene Ontology annotation, biological process: regulation of neuron projection development.